Caenorhabditis remanei is the source of this 312-nucleotide messenger RNA. RefSeq lists its product as uncharacterized. Bases 1 to 312 code for a protein of 103 amino acids. The transcript is spliced from 2 exons. Lineage: Eukaryota; Metazoa; Nematoda; Chromadorea; Rhabditida; Rhabditidae. The record is from RefSeq and is a predicted model, not a curated record.
AUGUUCCGUCAAUUUACCAUUUUCCUUGCCAUUCUUGCUGUUACUGCUUUCUCAGCUCCCACGAGCUAUCCAACAGAAGAACAACUCAAAUCUGAGCUCGCUUCUGCCGGUAUGACUCAAGGAAGUAUUGAUGGAUUGAUGUCGUUGACUAAUAGAUUCGCAACUGGAUACCCAUUGGUUCAAUCGAACAAGGAAGCUACUGAUAAAUUCAUUUCGGAAUACACCAAUGACGCUAACAAUUUUAUCAAAGCAAUGUCUCCAGAAGAUCAAAAGAUCUACAAUGCUCAUCUGAAGAAGUAUGGUCUUGCCUAA